GGGAGGAUGGGGAUGGGCCGCUGGAGGCCAGCUCCAAGCGCGUCCUAAAGUCCCUCCCGCCGCCCCGCGUCGCUUUAAGGCGGAGGCCCGGGAGGGGGCCGACCCCGCCCGCCAGCUCCACGCUCGACUCCAGACUCCGACCCCGCCCGCCAGCUCCACGCUCCACUCCAGACUCCGACCCCGCCCGCCAGCUCCACGCUCCACUCCAGACUCCGGCAUUUCCUCCCCGCUAGUUGGCGCGUCCUCGCCUCCCCCUCGGAAGAGGAAACUCUCGGGGUCCGAGUAACGGGAUCAGGCGCGGAGACAGGAGCGGCGGGAGAGCCAGGAGGGCUGCCUUGGGUAGGAGGCCAGCCAGGCCAGAAGCUGGCAGAGGGCGGCGCGCGGAGACGCCGGGCGGGGAGGGCCGCUGGGCCGGACGCUGCGCGCCGCCGGGGCAGGGCGCGGCCCGGGGCCGGAGAGCGCAGGGCGGGCCGCAGCUGGAAGGAACACUUGAGCUGGGAGAGGAGGCCGAGCUGGAGGGCGGUUUCCCGCGGGCCUGCGAUCGGGAAUUCGCCGCGGAGGAGGAGACAGGGACAGCGGGGCCGUCCAGGCGCUGUGCGCAUGCUGGGCUGGGGGCGCCGCCGGGGCUCGCGCCCUGGGCUGCUCGGCCACCGCGGCCCCGGGCGCACGGCAUGUCGGUGCACUACACCCUCAAUCUACGCGUCUUCUGGCCCCUGGUGACCGGCCUGUGCACCGCUCUGGUGUGCCUCUACCAUGUCCUGUGGGGAAGCUGGGGCGCCCGGGCCGAGCCCCCCGACGGCGUGGACGGGGGUUUCCCAUUGCUCAAAGUGGCGGUCCUGCUCCUCCUCAGCUACGUCCUCCUGCGCUGUCGCCACGCUGUCCGGCAGCGCUUCCUGCCCGGGUCUCCCCGUCUGGGGGGCCACGCCACCUUCUCCUCGAGACACUUCCGAGAGCCGGGCCUCAGCAUUUUGCUGGAGAGUUACUACGAGCACGAGGUGCGCCUGUCUCCGCACGUGUUGGGCCACAGCAAGGCGCACGUGAGCCGGAUCGUGGGCGAGCUGGUGCGGGCUGGCCGCUCCCGGGGAUCCCCCGGCCUCAUCCCCGGGGGAGCGCUGGCGUUGGCCUUCCGCGGAGACUUCAUCCAGGUGGGCAGCGCCUACGAGCAACAUAAAAUCCGCCGGCCCGACAGCUUCGAUGUGCUGGUGCCACUGCGCCUCCCACCGCUGGUGGCGCUGGACCCACGGAGCCUGGGCGAGGAGCUAGCGCUGGCCCCAGCCUUCCGCGGCUGCUUCGUGUGCGCCCUUAAGGCACCACCCUCACCCUCUGGGGCCUCGGGGGCCCACUGGCUUCGGGACUGCAAACCCUUUGCUGAUGGCUUCUGUGUGGAUGUGCGCGGGCGGCGCCACCUCUCUGCUGCUCUGGUGCUGCGCUGGUUCCAGUCGCAUCUGCAGCGCUCUUUGGCCACUGUGCGUUACAGCCUGGAGGGGCGCUGUCGGGUCACCUUGACCCCGGGUGGCCUGGAGCAGCCCCCCACGUUACACAUCCUGCCCUGCCGCACUGACUACGGCUGCUGCCGCCUUUCCAUGGCUGUGCGCCUCAUUCCCGCUGUCCAUCUGGGAGAUGGCGUCUUCCUUGUGGCGCCCCCACCGCCACCCUUGCCCAGCGGGCUCCUGUUGGAGCUCCCUGGGGGCCUGCGCUCGGAGGCACUUUGGGGUGUGAAUACAGCUCGCCAGGAGCAGAAGCUGCUGAGUUGGCUGCAGGAACGGGCAGCUCCAGGUGCCUGCUACCUCAAGUGCCUGCAGUUGCUUAAGGCUCUGCGAGAUCUGGGCGCCCGUGGGCUGGACUCAGCGGCCGCCACCCAGUGGGGACGCAUCCUGUCCUCCUAUGUGCUCAAGACAGUGCUGCUGGCAGUGCUGCUGCGCAAGGAGGCCCCUGGACAAAGCUGGGAUGAGGAGCACCUGGGAAAGUGUUUGGAGGAGUUGGUGCAGUUCCUUAGGGACUGCCUGCUGCGACACCAUACGCUCUUCCACUGCGUCCUGGGCCCUGGGGGGGCGGCUGCCGAGGUGGGCCCCCUGCCCAAGGUACUACGGGAAGCCGCCCCAGUUGACCUCCUGGCUGCUUUCGACGGCCACGCCCGGGAACUUGCAGCAGCGCGGUUGUUGUCCACGUGGCAAAGGCUACCCCAGCUUCUCCGGGCCUACGGGGGUCCCCGCUACCUUGCCAGGUGCCCCCCACCCCGGAGUCAGCGCACCCAGGGCUUCCUUGAAGGUGAACCGUAAACCCUGACAGCACCUCCACCUGACCAAAUGCUCCUAAACCUUUUCCCACUGGGUGGGGGUGGGAAUGGUGGUGAGGCCAGUUAAAUGCAAGAUUACAGAAGGCAGUGGAAAAUUUGGUGGCUGCCUCAAGCUUUAGUGGCUUAAAUAUCACUUCCUCACUUCACAGUCCAAUAUAAUAUGACAUCUUCACACCCACUAGAGUGUUCUGGACAAACUAGGGGAAGACAUCCAACUGCAGCCCCAAGAAUUGGUUCAAACGUGGUUUUGUGUGGGUGGAUUCUGUGGAAGGGUAUGGCUUUUAGAGAAGUCCAGUAGAAGAAGCAAGAAUUAGCUGCAGGGAAAGUUUCUUCUUUUGGCUUUUAGACACAGAUCUCUCUGCCCAAAUUAAAAAAAAAAAACAAAAAAAACUAAAGUUUUUGACACAAUUACUUGCUAGGUACUGGGUUCCUGAUUGACUUU
Messenger RNA from Saimiri boliviensis boliviensis (Bolivian squirrel monkey), 2738 nucleotides. It is a transcript of the gene ITPRIPL2, whose product is annotated as ITPRIP like 2. The record is from RefSeq and is a predicted model, not a curated record. NCBI's taxonomy places the organism in Eukaryota, Metazoa, Chordata, Mammalia, Primates, Cebidae.